AUGUUCUGUCUUGGUACUGCAUCUACAACGUCAGGUACAGCUACGACUUCAGCUACGAUCUCAGGUGCGACCUCAACGACAGCUACAGCUUCAUCGAGCAAUCCAUGUUUUAAUGGAACAUAUUGGAAUGCUAUCGGUGUUACAUACGCAGGGAAUGACAUACGUGGCACUGCUUUAAAUCAAUUAUCUGCGCCAACUUGCAUAUUUAUUGGGCUUUUACUAAAUCAAGUGAAUUAUCCAUACGGUAUAUGGGUAGAUUCGAGCUUAAAUGUAUUUGUGUCAGAAUAUCGAAAUCAGUGUGUGACAAUAUGGGCUCCUGGUGCAUCAUCAAAUGUUGUCGUUGCUGGUAUUUCAGGUUCAUCAGGCUCGACAACAAAUUUAUUGUCAGGACCUGCUGGCCUCUAUUAUGAUGAGGCUAAUCAAAACUUAUAUAUUAGCAAUACGGGUGUCAGUGAUAAUGUGAUGAAAUGUUCCGGAUCAAGUUCAAGUCAAUUACAAACUCCAGCAGGAAUAAUAUUAGAUCAAUGGCAAAACAUAUAUGUGAAUGAUCGUGAUAAUUCUCGAAUUCAACUUUUCUGCAAUGGUAGUUCGAUAGGUAUCACUAUUGCUGAAAGUGGAACUGGUGGAAGUAGUUUAUCCACUCCAUAUGAUAUCAAAUUAGAUUCACAAAAUAAUUUAUAUGUUAUUGAAAAUGGUGCUCAUCAUGUUACGAAAUUUGCUAAACUAUAA
This is a messenger RNA of Rotaria sp. Silwood1, 729 nucleotides long. The record is from the annotation of a GenBank genome assembly. Lineage: Eukaryota; Metazoa; Rotifera; Eurotatoria; Philodinida; Philodinidae.